Podarcis lilfordi (Lilford's wall lizard) is the source of this 4945-nucleotide messenger RNA. The record is from the annotation of a GenBank genome assembly. Lineage: Eukaryota; Metazoa; Chordata; Lepidosauria; Squamata; Lacertidae.
GAGGGGAGGUGUCCGGUAUCAGAAUGCUCCACCGGUGACUUUGCAAGACCGAUAUAGCUCUGAAUGCCAACCCCUCUGGAAUCGGCAUUCAGGAAACCUAUAUAAAUCACCCGCAGCAGGCACAAUAGACUAGACCGAAGGGAGACUCCGAGAACUCAUCCUAGUUCGAGCAGAAGCCCAGACACAACGAUGCACGGAAAGACCGUGGUCCUUCGCAGCUCAGGGAACCUGGCCGCAGCCGAACUGAGCUGCCAGGUAUCCGAGAGAGACACAUCCCGGAAGGAAUCCUUCAGUGCGGAAUGGAAGGACCUCUCACUUACCGCUAGGCCUGAGGAAGGGUGAGUGUUGGGCUUGGGUCUGGUGGGGAUGAUAGGCUUGGUCCAAACUGUUAUAAUCCAGCCAGGCGGCUUUGUAUUUGUUACAGAAGUCUACUGGCUGGGUCCUCCCAAGGAAGCCUAGAUAAAGCCAAGUAUUGGGAGAGGUUAAACAUGCAUUGCUCUUGGGGUCCCUGCCAGCUCUAUGGCUCUAUGAUACAGUCAAGUCUUGGAGAUGCCAGACAUGUCAAAGAGGAAGGGCAGGGGGAGACAGCUCAGGCCCCAACAGUGUAUAAAGUUAGGGGGCUUUUUUGCCCCAGUGUGCAUGACAUUGAGGCACAUUAGACAUUUCAUUACCCAUUCACUCAGCUUGUAGAGAUCCUUUCGGAGCUAAUUUCCAGGCGCUGUUUGCUCCCCCCCGCCCCGCUCUGAAUAAUUUGGUGCCCUCAGCAAAUGCGGCCACUGCUUCGCUCACCGCUGACAAUGAAAGCGGAGCCUCUGCUUUUAGCGAUUGUGGUGGUUUGGUUUUGAGUGCUACAUCUGUCCUCCGGUUAAUCUGUCCCUUUCCUUUCUAACCCUUUGCAAGGAUAUCACACUUGUAUGAGUAUGAAAUCAGGGGAGAAAGUAUUUCGCCCGGUAUGAAGCAGUCUAAUCAUAUUUGCCAGGCUAGGGCUGGGAUGGUAAGGCGUGUGGGGUUUUAAGGCUGGGAGAGGGGGCUUUGAGGAUGCACAGAAUAGCAGAAGGAGGUGUUGCUCAGUGCAGGAUCUGUAACACCGGAUGCAGCUGGGGCAUCACUGUCAGAUGGCUGCCUAGUCUCUGUUUGUCAACCUUUUCAGCAAAGAAGAGCAUAGGAAACUAGGAAGCUGCGUUAAACUGAACCCAUUGGGCCAUCUAGUUUAGCGGUGUCUGUAGGUAAAAUCCCCAAAAAAGCUCAAGAACUUCAAUCCUAAAAAAAGGUCAACAACUCUGGUUGGCCCUCACACAUGCUCACUUCACCAAAUCUGGCCCUCUUUGAAAAAAGUUUGUUGGGAUUUCCUCAUUCUUCCAUCCUUGUGUUAUCAAGACUCUUGCCGCUGAUGAGCUAUGCAGAGUUGGCUAAAUUGACAUACAAACUGAGGGACAAGGACAACUGUGACUUUAAGGAUGAAUGGAAAUUUUUUACAAAUUAUCUAAAAAGACAACAAAAUGAACUGGACUCCUUGGCAGGUUUUGAAUAAACAUACACAAAUUUAUUGGCUGAGAACAUGAUAGAUAGAUAAGGUAAGGAUAUGUAUAAUUUUAUAACAUGCAGAGAAUAAUAUGUGCAGAGAAAUCAGAGAGAGGAGCUGAGGGAAGUCCUUGGUGGGAGGGGGGAGGGAGGGAUGGGAGGGGGAGGGAAAAAGGAAAAAAUAAUGUAUGUGAUUAUAUGGUUUGAUAAUUUGUUAUGUAGAAAUUGCUUAAUGAAAAGUUUUUUUAAAAAAGAAAAAAGUUUGGGCACCCCUGCCUGAAGCCGAGCUGUGGGGUGAAUCUAUGAUUAAUUUUUGACUCCUUUUCUCCGCAGCUGGUCUCGGUUUGAAGCAGACAAACAGCGCAGAGAAACUUACCGCCAGCAACAGGAAGCCCGGGUCAUAGUGCAGAGGUCUCCAUGGGGCAUCCUUCGCUUGGGUCUGCUGGGUGAACCUCUGACCUCCUACCACCUGCCCUACCAGAGGCCUUUGCCCUUGCCCAUCUUCACACCGGCCAAGCUAAGCGCCAGGGAGCUCGCCCCGACCCCCUCAGAGUCUGUGGAGUCCUUGCCGGCAGCCGGCGUGUGUCUCGACAAGAAAUCUGUGGCCGAGAUCACCAAAGAGCUGCCCCUCGUCAUCCAGCCCACCUGCCCCAACUUCAAGAAAGGCCUGCCCCGCUCCUUGUCCCGUUCCAUGUCUCAGGAUGCCCAGAGAGGCUGAGCGUACGGGACCCUUCCCCAACGCAAGGACUUUCCUUCGGGAACUGGCUUGGAUGCCUCGGGGGUGGUGGCCCCCCACAUCUGUUGCUGCAUGAGGACAAUCCGAAGGGGCCCAGGCACAUAGAAAAGGUUUGGUAGGAUCGAAGCCACCUUGAUGACUCCAACGGAGAACUCUUGGGGGUGGGGGCAAGGACUAGGACUAGGACUAUCUCUGUGUGUGAAUGUAUAUAUUAGAUGUACAGCAUCGUGCACUUCUGCCACCAGUGCUUUCCUUUCUGCACCGUGCAUUGCGGUGGUGUUUAUUUUAUUUUAUUUUUAAAAAGGACUACCUCCCCAGGGAGAGUUAGGGAGAGCCCCUGAAUUAAAGGAGAGAGAAAAAGAAAACAAUGAGAACAUCAUGCACAAAGCAGCUCAUGGAGGUUCAGGGCCCUCCUCCCUGUGGUUUCACAUAGCUGGGUGAAACAUAUUUGCAGAUGGAUGAUGAUGGGAGCCCUGCUUCGUGAGCUUAGCAGGAGAGAAUGAGGGUUCCUUGCAGAAAGAAGAGGAAGGUUGAAGGGUUAGCGGCAAGUGAGAGAGUAUGGAAGACAUUGGCGAUGCUCCAGGUUCUGUUUCAGCCAAUGUGGCCUGCGCAGGUGUUUGGUGGGUGGAGAGGAAUCCGAAUGUUGUACUUGAGGAACGGGGAGAGGUUAAUGGGACUAAACAACUUCUGAGGUGACGUUCUCUCACCCUCCUCCCCAGAUAGACCUGACUUGGGGUACAGGGACUCAGUAAAAAUUUCCCAAUGCAUAUAUAAUGAGGAACAUCUGCAUCUUGGGGAGGUGAAGAUGAGCCAAAGUUGAAUUAAGGGGCUAAUAGAGAAGGAAAGGAAGAGGGUUUAACCUGGACAGAAGAGGUUCAAGAAACAGAUUUGGUUUUACACCUCAUGACUCCUCCCCAUAGGGUAUGAUAAACUAUAGACAAAUCAUUAAGAAUUGUAGAGAAAUCCACUGUGAAUGUCCUGUAUUUCUUGUCCUUUGCUUUACUUUUGAAGAAAGUAAAAAAUAUUGAUCAUGGUGGAAUGCUGUAUGGUGAUUUAUUGUAUUCUUAUAAGAUAAAUAAAAAUGAGGGGAAUGACAGAAAAAAUGUCUCCUUAAUUUCAAAGACCUCCUUAAUUUCAAAGACCUUGCAUUUUUGUCAGGCUGCCCGGCAAAGUUGCUCAUCUCUCUUUUUCAUGCUCAAGGGAUGUGCGCCCUUAAGAGUGACACAGACGUCCAACGGGUGCAAAGGAAAGGAAGCUGGUGUCCCAGCUAUGAAGAAAGCCAAGUCGGCCACUGAUUCUGUGCCACCUCACAAGCAGACGUCCGUCUCUCAGGUCACUUCAUGCUGCAACACACCUUAGGAAGCAAAGCAAAACCAAGCAAACCUUACCUUGCUGCUUUCGGAAACAAAACAUCAAAUUGGCUGGCAUAGUUUGGUUCAGUCCAGCUUGCGUUGGUCAAGGAGCACGCAGCUGUUCACGUGACUUCCAUUGGGGAAAGAGGGAAAGUAACAUGGUUUAUUUACCCUUACAAAUGAACAUGGCUGGAACUUUGUGGUGGAAGGAGGAGCCCACAGGGACAAGAACUGCAGUAGGGAAACAGUGGGAAGGAGCAGGAUUAAGCUGCUUCUGUGUCUCCAUUUGGGAUCUCUCCCUCCUGGAGCUGCUGCUACAUGUGUAUGAAUGCAAAAUCCUCCUUACUUACCAGAGGUAAAACACCCUCAAAACAAGCACUCUUCCAUCACAGUCAUCCCCACACCAGGAUGUGUGAAUGGAAGUCCCCCUUCAAACACACAUACACACAGGUACUGCACAGGAGCAUGGACCUCCCCAAUUAUUAUGGGCUGUAUUCAACUAACAGCGUAGUAUAGCCCCAUGGGUAUACGCUGAGUAAAAGUUAGGUAAACACAACCCACAGAGACACACACACAAAAGUGAUUGCAAGUUGUCCUUUUAAGUCACAACAUCUUUUUGCAACUCCGUCCUGGAUGUUGUUGAGAUGUUGAAUCAGCAAAUAUUCCCCCCCCCUUCACCGAAAUCUCCACCCAACUCCACAAAUCCCCUGAGCUCCAUUGUUGAAAAUGUGCCUGAGCCAAUUCAUUAGCUAACAGUUUAUAGCUAGCUAACUGCAUAUUCACAAAGAUCAAAGCAUGUAGACCCUUGUCAAAAUCCGUGACUCCCUAAGGAUAUCCAGGACAUAUCCAGGGAGUAAAUCUAUGAUUGAAGGCAGGCUUAGCAUUGGAAGUCAUGUGGAGUUUGAAAAGAAACACCUCAGAAUGCAGCCAUUGAGUUCACUGGAAAGGCCUACGUCUGUCUCCAGCCUAUGUGAAAACAACAGUGAGUUUUGCGGCAUCUUAAAAGACUUUAAAAAUGGAUUGUGGCAUAAGGUUUUGUGGAGUCAAGCGGACGACUCUUUCUGCCACAAUAUAUUUGCUAGUCUUAAAAGUGCCACAAGGGAAGGGCUGCUCAGUAGCAGAGCCUGUGAUUUGUAUCCUAAAGGCCACAGGUCCAAACCCUGGUGCCCGCAGACAGAGACGGAAAUACUUAUUUAAAAUUCUGGAGAGCUACUGCCAGUCACUGUGGACUAUGGACUCAGCUACAUUAGUCAAAAAACAGUGUUUUGAACGUGUUAUAAACAUGCAACACCAUAUGGUGCUGGAGAGCAAAAAAUAAAUAAAAUAUUUGCGAUUU